AUGGGGAAGCUAGAAGUUGGAUUAACCAAGAAUCCUAAGUUGUUUUGGUCUCUAGUUAAAAGUAAAAGAGGUGGUUCUAGUCGAUAUCCAGCUAGUAUGUCUGAUGGGAAUAUAACUACGUCUGAUACGAAGAUCAUAUGCGAUAUGUUUGCAAGUAAUUUUUCCUCUGUUUAUGAACAGAAUCAUAACACAAAAACAAACGUUGUCCGUUCAGAUUUCCUUUUAUCCUUAAAAUUAAAUUCAAUGUCCCUUGAAGCGCCAUUAUUGGAUAAAGAAAGUAUUCUAGCUAAAUUAGUAACUUUGGAUGAUAAUAAAGGAGCAGGUCCAGACGAUGUGCCUCCUUCUUUCAUUAAAACAUUAGCGGGUGAAUUAGUUCAUCCGUUACUAACAAUCUUUAAUACCUCUCUUUCUACAGGUGUUUUUCCUUCAGUAUGGAAAACAGCAAAAGUAGUUCCAGUUUACAAGAAUGGAAACGGUGUGGACGCUGGUCGAAGUCUUGGUGGUGUUUCUUGCCCCAUAUCGGCCCUUGUUCGAACAGUUAGUGGCGCCUCCGGGUGCUUCGAACUGUCGUCCUAG
Molecule: messenger RNA, 576 nt
Organism: Melitaea cinxia (Glanville fritillary)
Lineage: Eukaryota; Metazoa; Arthropoda; Insecta; Lepidoptera; Nymphalidae
Exons: 2
Coding region: 1-576 (191 amino acids)
Source: RefSeq, a predicted model, not a curated record